CGUGAAUGCCAAUUCCCUUUCCCCCUCUCCUCUUCUUGCUUGCUUAGCUUUCCGCAGAUUCUGCUGCUUUGUUCUUCUCUACUCUGCUUUCUCCCUGCUUUCCCCUGCCUUCAGUGGCCCGUUUUUGAGUUUUGGGUUCUCGAUCUAGAAAUCGAAACCUGGCAGCUGAAGACUGUGUUCUUGCUGCUGUCACUCGUGUCCUUGUGGAAAAGGUCCCUCCUUUGCCUCCACUUUGGUUGACCUCCCUUUUCUUGGGAUCCGCUCUUCUGGUACCUGCGGGAGAAACUCUGCCAAAAUUUCCUCUAAAGAUUCUGCUCUUGGGGUCCAAAACCUCGCCAAAAUCUGGCCUUUACUUCAUCUUUGGUAUAAAAAUUCGAUCUUGCUACUGAAAUCUCGCCGGGGUAUUCUUCUGUUCUUCCGGUUCCAAGAUCUGAUCUUUUCGUGCCUCCCCUGUUUUCUUCACAUGCAGUGUCUGUUCCUCUUGAUGUUUCUAAUUGAUGUCGCCUAUCCUAAGUGAGAUCCUUCUCUGUGGGUUUAUGAUAAAUUCCAGUCUCAGGCGGAGGACCCAUCUCGUUCAAUCCUUCUCCGUCGUCUUCCUUCACUGGUUUUAUGUGUUUUCAUGAGCUUGUUCUGAGAUCUGAGCACUUGGACUCUGUCCAUCUUUUCACAUAUACAGUCUCCUACUUUUCUUAUUAGUGUCAAUUCUGCUAUAUACUUUUACUAUUUAUCUAUAUCUCCACCCAAAAUCUGGCAUUAAAAUCUAAAAGACUGCUAAAAAAGAUUUAAUCUUUCACCGUAAAAAGAAAGUUUCCAUGGCUUCUCCCGGUGGCACUUCUUCAGGGUCCAGCCUGCUGCAGAACUCAGCCUCCGAGGAGGAUCUGCAGGCAGUGAUGGACCAGAAGAAGCAAAAGAGAAUGAAAUCGAACCGCGAGUCCGCGAGGCGGUCAAGGAUGCGCAAACAGAAGCGUUUGGAUGAUCUCGCGGCACAGAUAUGCCAGCUGAGGAAGGAGAACAGCCAGAUCUUGACAUCCUUGAGUCUCACCACAAAGCACUUUUUUGCCGUGGAGACUGAGAACUCUGUCCUGAGGACUCAGAUGAUGGAGCUCAGCAGCAGGCUGCAGUCUCUCAAUGAGAUCCUCCACUGCUUGAACGGAAGCAACACCAUCAGCAAUGGCCUCUUCUGUGAUAGCAAUCAGAUCAAUAACAGCUCCAUCACUCCAUGGAACCUCAUGUGCAUGAAUCAGCAGCCCAUCAUGGCCUUAGCAAACAUAUUUCACUACUGACAGAUCAUAAUCCACUAAUGAUCUGUAUUUGUUGGUUCUUGCCAAUGAAUUGGUGUAUAUUAGCUUUUAGAACUUGUUGGACACGAAGGCAAAGAGUUGGGAGUGUCUUGAGACCUUCGGUCACAGGUUCUGGUUUGUAUAUGGUAUAUUACCUGCAUAUGCAUCCAGAACUACUGUUGUAAUAUACUUAUUAUAAUAGAUCAAAAGCCUAUGUUCUUGACAAA
This is a messenger RNA of Musa acuminata AAA Group (dessert banana), 1507 nucleotides long. RefSeq names its product bZIP transcription factor 11. Gene Ontology annotation, biological process: positive regulation of DNA-templated transcription. The transcript has a single exon. Gene Ontology annotation, cellular component: nucleus. The record is from RefSeq and is a predicted model, not a curated record. Gene Ontology annotation, molecular function: DNA-binding transcription factor activity; transcription cis-regulatory region binding. NCBI's taxonomy places the organism in Eukaryota, Viridiplantae, Streptophyta, Magnoliopsida, Zingiberales, Musaceae. Bases 813 to 1283 code for a protein of 156 amino acids.